UGAAAAUUGGAAAAUACAACUCAUUUUCAUGUCGUUGUUUGCUUCUUAUCCAUAAUCCGAGCAAGUAGGUCAUUUAUGUCCGCCCGGAUCCAGUUUAGUGCUUUGAUCCAGCUCCACCAUCACACUAAGCUAAACCCCAGCUUAAUCUUCUACUGCUUCCAUGGGUAUGCUUCUCUCUGAUCAUUCUUGAUCCACACCUUUCUACUGCUUUUUCUUAAGCUUCUGCAUUUUCCCAGCUACCUUUUUCUGAAUCGAUUGGGGCAGUUGGGUACACUUGAAUACACACGAAAAUGUCUUUUAGAAGCAUAGUUCGUGAGCUGAGGGAGAUGAAAGAUGGGAUUGGAAGCAUGUCGAAGAGAGUGAGUGAAGGGAAGCACUGGCGAAGUAGAACUAGGUCACAAAUCGCCAUUGUUCCUGACGAAGCACCAUCCUCAACUCCCUCCAUUCCUCAGUCUCGGUGGGCAAAUUUGCCACCUGAAUUGCUUUUAGACAUUUUGAGAAGAGUUGAGGAUAGUGAGACCUCAUGGCCAGCUCGAGCUGUUGUUAUCUUCUGUGCCUCAGUUUGUAGAUCUUGGAGAGACAUUAUAAUUGAGAUUGUCAAAACUCCUGAGCAAUGUGGACGAAUCACGUUUCCAAUCUCAUUGAAGCAGUCGGGUCCUCGCGAGUCUCCAAUACAAUGCUUCAUUAGAAGGGAUAGAGCAACUUCUACAUACUAUCUGUACUUGGGUCUGGUGCCUUCUGAGAGCGAGAGGCAUAAGUUGUUGUUAGCAGCCAAAAAGAUUAGAAGGACAACAAACACGGACUUUGCUAUAUCUUUGGUGGCAGAUGAUUUUUCCCGGACCAGCACUAAAUAUGUUGGUAAACUCAGGUCCAAUUUUUUGGGUACCAAGUUCACCAUAUACGACAGCCUGCCACCAUGUAAUGCUCCUGUAGUUCAACCAAGUAACCAAUCAAGUCGAAGGUUCCAUUCUAAGCACCAGCCUCCAAGAGUACCGUCCUGUAAUUACAGCGUUGGAAGUAUCUCUUAUGAGCUUAAUGUUCUCCGAACAAGAGGUCCACGGAGAUUACAUUGUGUCAUGCACUCCAUUCCUGGCUCUUGUAUUAAGGAGGGAGCUUCUACCCCAACACCGACACAAAAGCCAUUGUCGCAUGCCUCUAACGAGCAGUAUUCUUCUCCCUUACUGAGCAUAAAGGGAAAGGAGCCAGCCACAGAGUUCAGCUCCACAAGCUUGGCAAAGAUGCCAUCAUCGGUUCAGGGUGAAGAAGAACCUCUAAUUCUGAAAAACAAGGCUCCAAGAUGGCAUGAGCAACUUCAAUGUUGGUGCCUCAAUUUUAAAGGACGUGUUACUGUGGCAUCUGUCAAGAAUUUUCAGCUAGUCGCAGCUGUUAAUCCGUCGCACAACAUAUCAGAUGCAGAGCAAGAGAGGGUGAUCCUGCAGUUUGGAAAGAUUGGAAAAGACAUCUUCACCAUGGAUUAUCGCUAUCCCCUCUCUGCAUUCCAAGCUUUUUCAAUCUGCUUGAGUAGCUUUGACACUAAACCAGCAUGUGAAUGAUGCUCUAGUUUGCUGGACGUCUCACUCAUAAUUUGAUCAAAGUUUGCUCUAUAGAAUGGAACUUUGUCAUCCAUGGCCUUCCACUGCUUAGAAACGUUGGUAUGCUUGUGGGCAGACAUGUUUCGCUCUGCAUCUUAUCAUGUGUUACGAGUUGUAUGUUGUAUUAUCUUGGGUUAUAACUGAAAUCUGGAUGUAAGUGAAGGGUAUUUAUUUAUAAUGUGGUGAUUCCAAUUGAAUCUUUUACUGUUUUAAACAUGCACUAUUCUGGACCUGUAACUUUAAAGUGCUAUGCUCAUCUGUUAAAACGCAGAAGUUCAUUACAUUAAA
Humulus lupulus (European hop) is the source of this 1880-nucleotide messenger RNA. RefSeq names its product tubby-like F-box protein 5. Gene Ontology annotation, molecular function: protein binding. NCBI's taxonomy places the organism in Eukaryota, Viridiplantae, Streptophyta, Magnoliopsida, Rosales, Cannabaceae. The transcript has 5 exons. Bases 291 to 1553 code for a protein of 420 amino acids. The record is from RefSeq and is a predicted model, not a curated record.